AUGGACCCGGACAACCCUGGCGCGUCCUCAUCCGCGCCCGAUCCCGGCAGGCCCUCCUCUUCUUUCCCCUCCUCCUCUCCCUCAUCUUACUCCACGCCGCCGCUAUGGCAGCCCACUUCAACUCCUCCCACCACCUCCCAUGAUCCCUCCUUCAUAGAACCCGCCCCUCCUCUGCCCUCCGUCUCCGACAUGCCUCCGCCCUCCACCCGGCGCCGCAACAGAGGCUUCUCUCUCCGCACCCAGCUCUUCAACCGCCAGCUCGAGCAGCAUGUCCCCUCCCCCAUCGAAAUGGUCGACACCUCUUUCGCCUCGCAGCCACCUCCGAUCCCGGCCUCCUUCGACCCCCCAGACUACUCCUCCUCCGCUCCCCACCCCGACCACAACUCCUCCCUUCCGCACCCCGACGACUCCUCACACACCCGUCCCUCUCUGCAUGCUGACAAUUCCUCCCUCAUCGGUCAAGACAACCUGCACGUCCACGACCCAAAGUACGUCGCCAAGAUCUACCCGACCGAUUCAAACACCACCGCCUCGCGUCUCGCCCACUACUCCGCCCGUCUGCGCCCGUCCGUCCGUCGGAGGUUUGGCGGAUCCCGCGUCGAGCGCCUCUACCGGCGCCUUGCGGAUUUCAUCAUGCAGCGCAACCAGAUCCCGCCGUCCAAGAACGGCCGGUGCAUACCUCUCGCUCUCGGUAGUACCACCCCAUUGAUCGAUGAACGUACCUCGAAGCCCUACGUCAACAAUGCCAUCGUCUCCUCCAUCUACAACCGCUACAACGCCUUCCCACUACUUUUGUUUGCUCAAUUUUCUAAAUUGGCUAAUGUCUACUUCCUCGUCAUAUCGAUCCUCCAGAUGGUACCCAACUUCUCCACAACCGGUACCUACAACUCCUUCGCGACUUUUAUGUUCUUCACCCUUAUCACCAUGGCCCGUGAAGGCUUUGACGACUGGCAACGCCACCGCCAAGACGCGUCCGAAAACAACAAGGAAGCACUCGUCGCCGCUCGCGACUACAACGCUGAAAACAACCGUACCGUCGUCUGGAAACCCGUCAAGUGGCUCGAUAUCCAGGUCGGUGAUAUCGUCAAGCUCGAGCGCAACGACUGGAUCCCCUGUGAUUUGGUCGUCCUCCACGCAAACGGCAUGGGUGAUCUGGCCUAUGUCGAAACCGCAGCCUUGGACGGCGAGACAAACCUUAAAGCCAAAACCGCUCUUCCCCAACUGGCAGAGAUGUGUGCUACCGACGAGCUCAUUGCCAGCUCAGACAUGGGUGCGGAUUUUGUCGUCGAGGAUCCUAAUCCUGAUCUGUAUAAUUUUGAAGGAAAUGUCACUGUCAAAGGUACAAAGUACUCUCUCUCAAGCGACAACGUCAUCUACCGUGGCUGCAUCCUGCGCAACACUCCCCGCGCCGUCGGCAUGGCUAUCUUUUCUGGUCAAGAAACCAAGAUCAGAAAAAACGCUACUCAGGCCCCGCGCGUUAAAGCUCCACGGCUGCAAACUAGAAUCAACCGGAUCAUUAUCUUUAUGGUGUUCUUUGUAGCCUUCAUCUCCACAUUCUGCACCGUCAUGGAACGAAAAUGGGUCAACAGAAACAGCGCGAUGCCUUGGUAUCUGCCCUCGGACGAUAUCGAACUCGUCAACCUCGUCUUUGGCUUCAUCAUCAUGUUCAACACCCUCAUUCCCCUUUCUCUAUAUGUCUCCAUGGAAAUCGUCAAGAUCGGCCAACGCAUCAUGAUCUCCUGGGAUAUAGACAUGUACUACGAGCCCACAAACACCAAAUGCGACCCUCAUACCUCAUCGAUCAACGAAGAGCUCGGUCAGAUAUCCUACAUCUUCUCCGACAAGACCGGCACUUUGACCGACAACGUCAUGGUCUUUCGCAAGAUCUCGGUGGCUGGCCACGCAUGGCUGCAUGACCUCGACGUCAAGCAAGGUUUUCUCGAAGAAGAGUUUCGCCGGAGCAAAAGCGGGACGUCAAAUUACAAAGACGAGGAAGAGCCUCAAGUGCUCGGCCGUCGGAGCAGUUCAAUGCUACCUUCAGCAUUCAAAAGAGUCGCCACGAUGGAGUCGAUGUUGUCGAGACAGCUGUCGACGAAAAAGUCAAUGAGCUCUAUUCGAACGUCGGGUAGCAAGCGAUGGAGGUCGUCGGCGUUUGCGGCGCCUUCAGUACAUCACGAUGGAGCGACUGCAGCAAUCACACGGUCUACAGUCGAGUUGCUGAAAUAUAUCCAGCUCAAACCCAACAGCCCGUUUUCGAUUCGUGCAAAGUUCUUUUUGAUGGCGAUCGCGCUGUGUCACACCUGUAUCCCGGAUCGGUCGGACGAGGACCAGGCAGAGGCUCCUAUCGAUAUGGAUGAGUCGGAAAUCUGCUAUCAGGCGUCGUCGCCGGAUGAGCUUGCUCUCGUCCGGGCCGCGCGCGAUCUUGGUUUUAUUGUCGUCGACCGGCAGUUCAAGACUGUGACCGUGCGGACUUAUCCAGAAGGGUCUGAUAACGACUGCAAGACCGAGACAUUUGAGAUUCUUCAGACGGUAGAGUUUUCUUCGACGCGGAAGCGUAUGUCGAUCGUACUCAGAUUUCCGGAUGGGCGUGUUUGUUUGUUUUGCAAAGGAGCCGACACAAUCAUUUUCGAGCGAUUGGCGACCUCGAAAAUGGCGCAGGAAAAGCAAACUGAAGUUCAGCGGAAGGCGACCUUGCGACGACAGAAGGAGGCGUCGCGCGCGAUUGCUGUUCGUGACAGUAUUGACUUGCAGCGACGGGAUUCGGUUGCGUCGCAGAUUGCGUCCGCGCGGCCGAGCAUUAGUCUCCGGAACCGAGAGAAUCUGGACGAGUUUCUGACUAGCAGUGCGCACCCCGAGAAUGUGAUUGGAGAUUUUCCGCGAUCGUCUGUCGAUGUCGAAAUUACAUCUCCGGUGGUGGCGGCGGCUAGUUCGUCGGUUGCGGACGCGUUUGAGUCUGCCAGUCCGGUGAUUGCGAGUCUUGUUGCGGCCGAGAAUGCGGCGGCUACGAGUGCGUUGCUGCAGAGUAUGGUUGACGAAAGUGUUGCGCUGAGUAACGAGGCCGUGCUUGAGAAGACGCUGAAUCACAUUGAUGAGUUUGCGACCGAAGGUCUGCGUACGCUUGUAUAUGCGCACAAGUUUAUGAGCGAGGAUGAGUACAAGACAUGGGCCAAGAUCUACACGGAUGCGGUUACGAGUCUCGAGAAUCGAACGGAGAAGAUCGAGGCGGCCGGAGAGAUGGUCGAGACCGGGCUCGAGCUUACGGGUGCGACUGCGAUUGAGGACAAGCUUCAAAACGGAGUACCUGAAGCGAUCGACAAGUUGCGCAGGGCCGGCAUCAAGAUGUGGAUGCUGACUGGUGACAAGCGCGAGACUGCGAUUAGUAUUGGACAUUCGUGCCGGUUGAUUCACGAUUACUCGACGGUGAUGAUCCUCAAGUCUGACGACCGCGAUAUGGUCAGCAAGAUGGCAUCGCUUGUGCUGGAACUUGAAGGAGGCAGUAUUGCCCAUUGCGUUGUAGUAGUCGAUGGUGGCACACUCAGCUAUAUCGAAAAGGAUAUGACGCUGAUGUCUCUGUUUAUGGAUCUCGGCGUGAAGGCUGAUUCGGUGAUUUGCUGCCGAGCGUCUCCGUCGCAGAAAGCGCUGCUGGUGACCUCUGUGCGGUCGCGCGUCAGUGAUGCCGUUACGCUGGCGAUCGGUGACGGAGCGAACGAUAUUGCGAUGAUCCAGGCUGCUGAUGUUGGUAUUGGUAUUGCCGGAAAGGAAGGUCUACAGGCAUCUCGCUCGUCUGACUUUGCAAUCGGGCAGUUCAGGUUUUUGCUAAAACUAUUGCUCGUGCAUGGGCGUUGGAACUACGUGCGCCUGAGUAAAUACGUUUUGGCUACGUUCUACAAGGAGUUUUUCUUUUAUUUGACGCAGGCCAUCUUCCAGCGGUUUGCAAUGUACUCUGGCACUUCACUUUACGAAUCGGUGUCGCUUACGAUGUACAACACGCUGUUUACGUCGUUACCGGUUAUUUGUCUUGGAGUUUUCCUUCAGGAUCUGAGUCCAGAGACGUUGAUUGCUGUGCCAGAGCUGUAUUCGACGUCACGGCUGAACAAGCACUUUAAUUUAAGGAUUUUUGUUGGCUGGAUGGCGGUGGCGAGUUCGCAGGCGGUGCUCGUGACGUUUACGAUGUUUUAUACGUACGCGCUGGUUUAUCCAAAGGAUAAUAACUUGUAUCCGCCCGGUACGUUGAACUUUGCGGCGAUUAUUGCGGCGAUUGCGAUCAAGCUGAACUUUGUGGAGAUGCAUAACCGGACGGUGCUCUGUCUUGGGUCCAUAAUGAUAUCAGUGUUUGGGUGGUUUCUGUGGACGGUCAUGUUAUCGCUGCUGUAUCCGUUCAAGGUGUCGCUCUAUGUUGUAAAGGGAACAUUUAUCCAUACCUUUGGACGGGAUCUGUCGUGGUGGUCGACGUUUUUGCUGUGCACUGGAGUUGCGGUUGUGUUUGAUAUGAUGCUGGUCGUGUUGCGAUCGGCAAUCAAGCAAUCGGACACGGACGUGUUUCAGCAGAUCGAGCAGGAUGAAGCGCUGCGAGAGCGGCUGGAGUUGGAUUGCGAGAUGGAGUUAUCGCAGAGCUGGCAGGCGGAGAAGAAGCGGCAGAAGCAAGCGCGCGAGAAGGCGCUGUUCGAAGCCGACAAGCUUGCGGAAGAGCUGGAGGUCAGCGAGAUUCUAAAGAAGCGCGGGUUAGAGACCAAGCGACUGUCUAUGAUUUCCAAGGCCGACUCUGCGGAUUUCUCUAGCGGGCCGGACGAGCACACGGCCGUGCGGUAUUCGUUCCACGGACCGGAGAGGGUGAGCAGUCCGGUGGCGGAAGGCGGGCUGAAGAACCGACGGCAUGCGAGCUCGGGAAGUAAUCCGGAAGUGCAGGAGAGCGCGCGCAAGGUGCGGCAUAACGUGCGGUUUAGUUCGGAUAUAUGA
Molecule: messenger RNA, 4956 nt
Organism: Myxozyma melibiosi
Lineage: Eukaryota; Fungi; Ascomycota; Lipomycetes; Lipomycetales; Lipomycetaceae
Exons: 3
Coding region: 1-4956 (1651 amino acids)
Biological process (GO): post-Golgi vesicle-mediated transport; endocytic recycling; phospholipid translocation
Cellular component (GO): plasma membrane
Molecular function (GO): ATP hydrolysis activity; ATP binding; ATPase-coupled intramembrane lipid carrier activity
Source: RefSeq, a predicted model, not a curated record